Molecule: messenger RNA, 6182 nt
Organism: Triplophysa rosa
Lineage: Eukaryota; Metazoa; Chordata; Actinopteri; Cypriniformes; Nemacheilidae
Gene: bcan
Product: brevican
Exons: 14
Coding region: 302-3994 (1230 amino acids)
Biological process (GO): cell adhesion
Molecular function (GO): hyaluronic acid binding
Source: RefSeq, a predicted model, not a curated record
UCUUCUUCGUCCUAUCCCACUGUACACAUCGCGCCAAGGGACAAAUGAGAAAAUGAACCCCGUUGGUUGAAGAGAGUGGGUUGAUCAAAUAUCCUGCACGUUUAUUCCUCCACUCUCUUUCGAUCUCUCUCUUUACUCUCCUUCCCUGGACAGAGCACAGCAUCCAUCAUCUUCUGCCUUUAUGAGACUAUCCUACACAUCUUCAUCAGAGCUGGACUAAAAAAGGAAACACAAAGAUCACCCUCGUUAGGUGGUCCAUUAAUCGAAAAUAAAAAAGGAGUCGUGCAACGUAAGAUCAGCGAUGUUCCUGCAUCUACUGCUGCGUGCCAUCUGCCUCUUUGUCCUGUCGUCUUCUGCUGUCCUCAGUCUUGCCGCAGAUGAGACCACAGUUCUACAAGUGACCAUUCCCAAUAGCUCCCCUGUGUCUGCCGUUUUGGGGCACUCCUUGACUCUGCCCUGCCUCGUGUCUCUGUCGCAAACGCCCUCUCUGGGACGGCAUGCCGUGCUUACCCAGCCACGAGUCAAAUGGAGCUUUCUUUCAUCAAACAGAGAGACAGAGAUCCUAGUGGCCCGUGGGGAGAGGGUAAAGGUGAGUGAGUUAUAUAAAGGCAGGGCAUCGCUGCCUGAUUAUGCUGCCUCUUCGAAUGAUCUCACCCUCAGACUGGAUGACCUGAUUCACAACGACACAGGCUUCUACCAAUGUGAAGUCCAGCACGGGUUGGAGGAUGCUCAAAGCCUAGCUCAGGUCAAAGUUAAAGGUGUCGUCUUCCUCUAUCGCCAUACCUCUAGUCGUUAUGCCUUUAGGUUUGAUGAGGCCAAAGAUGCCUGUAAGCACAUUGGAGCUCAGAUUGCUUCUCCAGAUCAGCUGCUGGCUGCGUACCGCAGCGGCUAUGAGCAGUGUGAUGCCGGCUGGCUCUCAGAUCGAUCUGUUAGAUACCCAAUCCAGAUGCCUCGGGAAGGCUGUUUUGGAGACAUGGAUGGAUUACCAGGUGUUAGAAACUACGGCACGAUGGAUGCUGAUGAGCUCUUUGACGUGUACUGCUACGUGGAAAACAUUCACGGUGAGGUGUUUCAUGGAUCGACCCCACAGCGCUUAACCUUGGCAGAAGCUAAAGCAUACUGUGAGCUGCAGGGAGCUCAGCUUGCGACCACCGGUCAGCUAUAUGCUGCUUGGAAUGAUGGUCUGAACCAUUGCAGUCCAGGCUGGCUGGCCGAUGGAAGUGUUCGCUACCCUAUUGUGACCCCUCGAGAGCGUUGUGGGGGCUCUGAGCCCGGUGUCAAGACGGUCUAUCGCUUUAGCAACCAGACAGGCUUCCCUGAUCCACACAGUCGCCACGAUACCUACUGCUUUAGAGGUCUGUUUUACUUUUCGUCUGAAGGUAAUGGCCACUAUCAAACAGUCCCCCCUAUAGAUUAUAUGGCCACAGAACCUGAAGACAAAGAGCAGCAUAUUGUGACUUUAGCUGACCCUCAAGAAGAGUACAGUGUGGAUCAGGUCACCCAGCAUUCAGAAAAUGAAGUCCAGGGGGCUGUUGAGUCCUUUAACAUUCACAGCACACACGCUACGAAAGAACCCGAGGAACACAACCAUACCUUAAGACCUCAGGAUGACUUCAGUGACAGCACCAAUGGAGAUCUCACCAGCCCACCCAGCACAGACAGAAAUCUGGAGUCCCUCGAGGUCAUCUGGCAGAAAGUGGAUGCCAAUCCCAUCAAUGCAGUACCAGAGACUUACAUGGAUCAUUCCAUCAUUCCUGAGGGAACAGAGGAACCCUCCUCUGAACCCAAACACUUCCAAUCCAUGCCUACCAACCUGGAUGAUGAAGAUGAAGAUCAUAUAAACAGGGAGAUAACCAUAACCACUGAGGGCACUACACUGGAAUACGGCACAAGUGUUCACACCACAGCUCAAGAAGUCUCCUCAGGUCUCUCAACUUUUCUUCCUUGGGUAGAGCACAAUGGUACACUCGAAGAAAAUGUAGGGAAUUUCACAGAAGUCCCAGAGACAGAUGAAGACCUGGGUUUUUCUUUUACAACUCAUUCCACAUCAGUAAGCACAACCAGUGAUUCUGAUAGAUUGGAGGGUUCAGGUGUGCCGUUUACAGAACAGACAGAUCCUGUGGUCACCCUGAAUGAAUCUGAGACGCAUGGAGCAUCCACGUCUGAGACUGUGACAGAGAGCUUCUCAUCAAUGUAUCUUAACAAUACUAGCUUGAUAGGUUUUAAACCCAGACAUGAAGACUCUAGUGAAGGACAUCAGAACAGUUCUGAAGAUGUUGGUGAGGGGACCUCAGUUGUUCCUGUGUCUCUUGGUGCGGAUGAGAAUGUCAGUCAUCACAUUACUGAGAGCACAACACUUGUAAGUGUGAAUGAACCUGAGUCAUCUGAAGGCUCCGGUGAUCAUGACGAUAUUCUGCCAGUCACACUGUUGACCACACCUACACCUCACCUGUUGGACACACUGACCACACAAGGGCCUGCACAGGAAGAAAUGAAUACCCCAAGGGAGAUGGAAGGACGUUUCAAUGAAAGCAGCACCUUUGCUGUACUUGGGUAUGUAGAGGAGGAACUGGAGAAGGUGGAAUGGGAAGGACUUGAGGGAGAACCCCAUCAGCUUUACACCACAUCCACCGAGAUCAAUAAAUCUACUUUUACUAUGGAUGUGGAUGGCCGUCAUGAAGAUGAGUCUUCAGGAGCAAGGGAGUCUUUAGAAAAUUGGUCCUCGGCUACUGAGCAUUCACAUUUAAAUGUGGAAACAAUCACACCCUCCAGUUUGACAGAUAUGGAAGAUCUAACGAAUGCUGAUCAUGAUGACCGUACUAUGAGAACCUUUACAGGUCUGGAGGUUACACUGUUCCCUGCUGUGACCCAGACACCCGACUGGCAGACUUUUACCUCUUCUACAAAACCGGGGGAAUUCAGAGCAAAUGGGGAAUUCAGUGGUGACGGCUCACUUACCACAGAAGACUUCACAACCUUAGGUGGGUCUGACUUUACCGACACCCCCACUGAAGAGCAAACAGAGCAAACUCUAGUCACAACAGAGCAAACUCCAGAUUAUGACCUGAUAACUACAGAAAACUUUAACAACAUGGAAGAUGAAAAUGAUGUUAAAACCACAUCGGAGCCUAUCAAUCAACAUUCAAGACCAACCCAGAGAGUGUUGGUGAGGACAAGCAAUAUUUCAGACGCAUGUAUGGAGAGCCCUUGUAAAAAUGGAGGCACUUGUGUGGACAGUGGAACGGGUCCUAAGUGUCUCUGUCUACCCACCUAUGGAGGAGACUUCUGCCAGACAGAUCUUGAACACUGUGAACCAGGCUGGGAAAAGUUCCAAGGGUUCUGUUACAAACACUUCUCCAAACGGCAGAAGUGGGAGGUGGCGGAGCAGCACUGCCGCAUGUGUGGAGGUCACCUGGUGUCUGUUAUGUCACCUGAGGAACAAGAGUUCAUCAAUGAUAAAUACAGGGAGUAUCAGUGGACGGGUCUUAAUGACAAGACCAUUGAGGGAGAUUUCCGUUGGUCGGACGGAAGCCCAUUGCUUUAUGAGAAUUGGUAUCGUGGACAACCAGACAGCUACUUCCUGUCAGGGGAGGACUGCGUUGUCAUGGUAUGGUAUGAUAAUGGACGUUGGAGCGAUAUCCCAUGUAACUACCAGCUCUCCUAUACCUGCAAGAAGGGCAUUGCAGCGUUCUGUGGCCAGCCUCCUCUCGUGCUUCAUGCUAAGAUGUUCGGACAGCGGCAGCUAAGAUACAGGACGAGUUCACAGGUGCGCUACUACUGUGAGGCUGGCUUCAUCCAGAGACAGAACCCGGUUAUUACAUGCCAGAACAAUGGACAGUGGGACGAACCCCAGAUCACAUGUACACCAGUGGGACCUGCAUACUCGAAUGGAGAAACGGUGACAUGGCCCACUGGUCACAAGGAAAUAGUCAUAGAAGUAACAACAACAGGAAAAACAGUACCAGAGUAUCUGGAUAUAAAAUGGAUCAAAUAGCAUUUCACAUAGUACCAUUUAUUUCCUUCAUUUUUGUCUAUAUCAUAACAUGCCUUCAUCCCCACUGCGUUCCUUAUAUAACAACAUUACAUUUACAUUUAUGCAUUUGGCAGACGCUUUUAUCCAAAGCGACUUACAUUGCAUUAUCCUAUACAUUUUUUUCUAAGUAUGUGCAAUCCCCUGGAAUAGAACCCACGACCUUGGCGUUGUUAGCGCCACGCUCUUACCACUGAGCUACACUAUAUAUUUUAUAAGUAAAUAUGUCCCACUUAAAGGAAUAGUUCACUCCAAAUUAAUCCAAAAUUUACACUCAUGCCAUCUUAGGUGUAUAUGACUUCAUUUUUUUAGCCGGAUACAGUUUUAAUAAUUUUUAAAGAAGUCCUGGCUCUUCCCAGCUUGGCAAUAGCAUUAGAGUAACCCACUUUGAAGCUCCAAAAAGCAAUCUGGGGUGAACAAUUUUUUUAUUGCAAAUGCUGAAUAAGCACAAAUUAAAAAGUUUGGCAUCAACACUGGUACAGCUAAAACAGGACAAGUGAAGGAAAAUAGGACCGAAGAAUCAUUAACACUCAUUAUACCCCUCUCAGCUCCUUUCUACUCAAUUUCUCUCUGUGUACACAUGACACUGAAUUACAUGUUUUGUAAUUCUAAGAUGCAAUUUACUGUAACCCUCAUUUUGCACACAAUAAGCACACUUGAUAUAAAGCAACAUUCAAACAAAGCUUGUAACUGUUGGACCAAGCAUCCAGCAUGUUUCAUUUCAUCCUGUUCUUUCCUUUCUCUUUUUUUAAAUAAAUUAUGAGACAACAACGAAACAACUCCUGUCUAAUCUCAGCUGGUCUGAAUCACAAUUUUUGUUUGACAUUAUAGCCCUUUAGUGCAUAAAUGUAAUCAUCAGCAUUACUUAUUCAUGUUCUGUGUUUUCCUCACUCAAAAUAGUCUGCCAACUGAGACUCAGCUUGAGUUAAAGAACUCAUAGACCUAACAUGUCCCAACAUAUGUUUUUUUAAACUAUAGUUUUAAUUAUUCUUAAUAAACAGGGAUAUUCUUAUGCAUGCUACUGUAUAUGAAAAUGUCAUGAAAAUGAUCUAGUGUGUUUGAAGAAGAACCUUUCUUGCAGCCACAAGCACCUAAGACAUUGUAAAGCUUGCCGAUCAAGUUAGUUAAGGCACACCAGCCCAUCCCUUUUGUUUGUUGAUGUGUGUCAGAAUGUUGGGUCGAUGAAGCGUGCAGGGAAGAUACUUUAUAUUAGCAGACUUCAGAUAUUCUGCGACUUGGUGCUCAGUUUAUCAGGUAUGUAGCGUAACUCUGGAGGAUGGCCAUUUUAGACCCACUACUACGGUUUGUUUCAUGCAUCACUAACAAAAUCAUAUUUUAGUUUUUGAUGGCCUGAAACCAGGGCAUACUACACUCUAGAAACAUCAGAUGAAUGCAAUCAGAGCAAUCACAUUAAAAAGUAAAAAUGUGCUUACAAUUUUUCAGUCAAAUGUAGCUUCACUAAAUUUAGGAAACUAGUUUAAACAAAGGUGAAUAAAAGAGCUUUUAAAUAUGUGUAUUCUUGAUGACUGAUUAUGGAUUAAAUGAACACAUCUGUGGUUAAUAACUUAACAUAGUGAUUUCACUGAUUUUGUGAAAUGUUUUUUAUGAAUAUGUCUUUUGACUUCACAGCUUUUUGUUGUAGUUGAGAAACACUGUAUGUGUAGCAAAGUCUUGUUUUAAAGUCCCAACCGAAUAUAUUAAAAUCCACAUUCUGUAAUGGGUCAUUUUAUUAACAGCUGGUCCCAGACAAAACAAAAUUUAAAUUUCCUGGUUUAAAACAAAUACUAACAUUAAUAAAAGUAAUAAAAGCCUCCCACUUUUCUUAAAAUUAAAAUCUUUAAAAAUGUUUUCUGUAUUGUAGAAUUAACAAAGUAACAACAGAAAAGUUUGUAUUUAUUGUGUAUGAUAUGCAUUUGUAGCCUAUUGCUCUAAAGUAAAACAGAUUGCAAAGGCAGCUGUGUAUAUUCUGUUAAAAAUACAUUGAAAAAUUGUUAGACUUACGUGUAGUUUACUGUACAUACUGUUCUUGCUGCUAAUAACUCAUGCUGUAAAUUUGUCAACUCAAAGAAAAUGUAUUACCAGAACAUCUCUCAGCCAUUGUGUGUGAUAAACACUGUGACUAAUGUUUAGUGCCUGUUGUUUUUGUUCUUAA